AUGUCAACCCUGCCAUCCACAGACCCUCCUCAUCUCCCCGCCUCCACAUCCUCACAGCAACCAGCCGUCCAUAUCCCGCCGCCCUCCUACCUUGAUCCCACCACCUACCCACAGACCCUCUACCUCGACCCCGAGAGAAUAUUCAUCGAACUCACCUACCAUCCCCUCUCCCCAUCCACCUACCUCGCCCACACCCGCUCCCCUGCCGCCGGUGCAAACGUCCUCUUCCUCGGCACCACCCGCGACACCUUUGAAGACAAACCCGUCGCCCGACUCGCUUACACCAGCUACGCCCCCCUGGCGCUGCGCACACUAUCUUCCAUCGCACGCGACGCCGUGGCCAAGCAUGGCCUUUGCGGCGUGAGUAUCGCCCACCGCCUAGGAGACGUGGCUGUUGGCGAGGAAUCAAUCGCGAUCGCAAUUAGCGCCCCGCAUAGGGGUGCUGCGUGGAGAGCCGGAGAGGAGGUUCUGGAAGAGUGUAAGCGGAGAGUGGAGAUCUGGAAGCGGGAGGAGUUUGUCGGGGAGCCGCCGGGACAGGGCGAGUGGAGGGCAAAUAGGGACACGGAUCCGGAGGGGAAAUCGACAUCGUGA
Messenger RNA from Coccidioides posadasii C735 delta SOWgp, 591 nucleotides. It is a transcript of the gene MOCS2, whose product is annotated as Molybdopterin synthase catalytic subunit. Gene Ontology annotation, biological process: Mo-molybdopterin cofactor biosynthetic process. Lineage: Eukaryota; Fungi; Ascomycota; Eurotiomycetes; Onygenales; Onygenaceae. Gene Ontology annotation, cellular component: cytosol. The record is from RefSeq and is a predicted model, not a curated record. Gene Ontology annotation, molecular function: molybdopterin synthase activity.